Alexandromys fortis (reed vole) is the source of this 3896-nucleotide messenger RNA. RefSeq names its product tripartite motif-containing protein 60-like. Gene Ontology annotation, cellular component: cytoplasm. Bases 315 to 1748 code for a protein of 477 amino acids. The record is from RefSeq and is a predicted model, not a curated record. Gene Ontology annotation, molecular function: zinc ion binding; ubiquitin protein ligase activity; protein binding. Gene Ontology annotation, biological process: protein ubiquitination. NCBI's taxonomy places the organism in Eukaryota, Metazoa, Chordata, Mammalia, Rodentia, Cricetidae. The transcript has 2 exons.
CUCUUUCUUGGUGCUGCUUGGCUGCCUGCUUGCUCAGAACAGGAAUGUUAGGUCCAUCACACCUGUGAGUACUUUCUUAAUGCUCACGACCCAGUCUGUGAGACAGCUACAGGCUUUCAACUCUUCUCCACUCUCGAGUUCCAUUCAGGCGCUUUAGUUAGAUGUCAGGGAGUACCACCACUCUACAAGGCCAGUGAAACCUACAGCCGCUCAUUCUGCAAGGGCUUCGAAGGACACCCUCAGCUCACAGUGUCGAGUUCCUAGGAGACAGGCCCUGCCAAGGGGCCUUCUCCACCGGCUUUGCUCACGGGCCAAUGGACUUCUCCACAGCCCUGAAAAAAUUGCAGGAAGCAUGCACUUGUUACAUUUGCUCGGCUCUCUUCAGAGACCCAGUGACCAUUAUCUGUGGGCACAACUUCUGUCAGGAGUGCCUCAGUGUUUCCUGGGAGGAUCUAAGGGAUGUCUUCCCCUGCCCUGUCUGCAAGGUUGAUUCCUUCGUGAGACACUGGCACAGGAACCCCCAGAUCUGUAACUUGACUGAUAUUGUGAGGGAGCUGCAGAGACCGAGCAGAGGGAGGAGGCAGAAAGUCUACACUGUGUGUCAGAGGCACAACAAGAAUCAGACCGUUUUCUGCAUGGAGGAUCAAGAGCUCAUAUGUCCCCAGUGCAGGUUCGCUGAUAAACACUAUACGCACUCCGUCUGCUUUGUGAAUGCUGCCGCCAUUAUUUACAGGAGGAUGCUAAGCCACAGCAUGGAGCUUCUGGAGGACAAAGUGAAACAAUGUAAGAAAGCACUGCCCCUGCAGCGCAGAAAAACUUUUGAGCUGAGGAAGAAGUUCAGAUAUAAGAAAAAAGAGAUCUGUUUUGAAUUUGAGCAAGUCAAACUGUUUCUGCAGACUGAGCAUGAUGCUCUUCUAAACGAGAUACACACUGAGGGGCUGCUGGGUUUAUCAACGCUAAAUGAGUGUGUUGGGACCCUGGCAGAGCAUUUAUCUGCAUUAGAAGAUCUGUUGAAGGGGGCACAGGCCAAGCAUGUGCAGACGGAUGUUGCAUUUCUGGCAAGCCUUCUGAGAGAGUACCACAGAUGUGAAAAGCCAAAACGCCCCCCACUCUGGUCAUACAGGACAAAGCAGUAUGGUCUUAGUCUCCCGCCACAGUACUCAGGCUUGGACAGAAUCAUCAAGCGAUUUCGGACAGAUAUGCAUUUUGAUCUUGACGCAGCACACCCUCAGCUUGUUAUCUCUGAGGAUAGAAAAUCCGUACUUUAUAAAGAAGCAACACAAAGCGUUGAUGCUAGCCCUCACAGAUUUCACUGGCCUGCUCUCCUGGGAUGUAGAAGCUUUCACUCAGGCCGUUCCUUCUGGGAAGUGAAAGUGGGAAACAAGCCCCUGUGGACAUUGGGUGUGUGUCAAGAUGGCUUUCCCAGGCAGUGCAGCGACCAACCCUCAGUUGCUGAGGGCUUCUGGGCAAUUGGGAGAUACAGUGAGAGUGGCUAUGUCACCUGUGGGCCCAAAAGAACUGCGUUUCUGCCAGUGGUGCAGCCCACCAGCAUUGGCAUCUUUUUGGAUUAUGAGUUGGGUGAGCUCUCCUUCUAUAAUAUGGAUGACAGGUCUCUCCUCUACACGUUCAAUCAUUCCUUUACCAGUGCCAUCUGGCCUUAUUUCUGUACAGGAACAGAUCCUGAACCUCUUAAAAUCUUGGUACGCUAUCCCAUCCUACGUCGGUGUCAUCUAGUCCAGAGGCCUUAGUGCUUUGGCUAAUUUAGCAAGGGCAUUUAAGCUUGUAAUUAGACAAAACAAGACAAAAGCAAAUCCAAGUUCAGCCAACUCUGAGAACCAUGGUGCUACCACAACUGUGACACACACGUGACCACUCAAGCACCCAGGAGAUCUACAGCAACAGGAAGACAGACCAGCCUAGGCCCUGUCGGCUUCAUAGAAGUUGUGGAAUGAGUUAGUUGUCAAGUGUUUUUAAGCUUAUUUUACAGGAUCACUUCUUAAUUUUGGGUUUGUGGGGAUGGGGUGUGUGUACGCGUGUGUGUGCAUGUCUAUGUGCGCGUGUGCUCUUGUGUGGGUGGAUGGGCAAGGGCUUGAUGCAGCGCACACGGAGAGGGUAGAGGAUAGUCCUCUUCCUUGUUUGAGGUGGUUCUCUUGUUUGGCAUGGCACAUGCCAGGCCUGUGAGUUUCCGGGGAUUCGGCCUGCCUCCUAUCUCCCAGAAAACAGAUUCCCAUCAAGUCUGGCUCUAUGUCAGCCCUGGGAAUCAGAGCCAUCACCUUUCUCACAGGGCCAUCUCCGCAGCCUUCAGUCACGUUUUCUCUGUUCUUGAUAGAUUCCAUACAGCUAAGGCACUGGCAUCUAAGUCACUAAUAGUUGACGAGGACCUUGAACUCCUGGUUCUCCUGCCUUUGCCUCCUUGUCUCCAUGAGAAAAUGUGUGCACACACUAGAGCUGUUUUGGUUGUACAAUGACUUGUGCAUUGGCAGUUGGAAAGAUUCAUAGCACAUUUGUGGUGGGCAGAGAACUUAUUUAUGGCAGUUUGUGCUCUACUCCCAAAAUAGUUGUAGAUAUCAAAUGCAGAUCAUCAGAUUUGGUGGCAAGUCUUGACUUGGUGACCCCUCUGAACCACCUUCCUAGCCUUUUAUUUUUGAGACAGGAUCUCCCUCUGUAACCAGGUUGACCAACUUGCUGUGGUCUUCUGAGCAUCCUGUGCGCUGGGAUGCCAUCUAGCCUAAGAAAACUUGACCUCUUGUUUCCUACUCUCAUACUGAAGAUUAGAGCCAGGGCAUGAGGUAGUCAAGCAUUCUAGCCCUGAGCUAUACCCUAGCACUUGUUUUUAAUCCACCUUCUCAACCGCUAAUCCUUCAGACAUGCACUCACACUUCUCCCAGCUGAGUUUACAGUGAUUGUUUUAAUGAGUUCAACUUCCAUCCACAUAGAUCAAGCCACUGCAUCCUCAGUUUGUCUCCCAAAUGGGGCAUCAGCAUCUGUCACUUGAAUCACUGUUUUCUUGCCUUGACUCAUUCAUUCAAGGCCUCUUCUUCCCCCAUAGUCUGUUCUCUGGCAUGCAUUUUUAUUGUGGGGGGGGGGGCUGGGCGGCGAUGUGCACCUGAAUGUACGUGCAUGUUGAGGCCAGAGCACAACAUCAGCUGUCAGCCUCGGGAUUCUGUUCACCUCCUUUGAGGCAGGGUCUCUUACUGGUCUGGAGUUACAUGCACAAUUAGACUAGAGUGGCUAGCCCAUGAGUCCCAGGUAUCCUGUCUCUCCCUUCUCAGCAUUGGGAUAACAGAUGUGUGUGCGAAUACUUGGCGUUUUUAUAUGUGUUCUUGGGAUUGAACUCCGGUCCUUAUGCUUUGGAGGCAAGCUCUUUAUCAACCGAGCCAUCUCUUAAACAUGGUUAGCCUUUGGUGGUGUAGGCCCAUAAUUCAGUGUUUCAAAGAGCUGAGGGCAGAGUCAUAUGAGUUAUAGAACAAUCUGGACAAUAUAAUAACAUUCUAUAAAAUACAAUUCAUAUAAUAAAAUAAAAACCUAUACUCCCAGACUCAGGGAGGUGGAGACAGGAGGAUCCAAAGUUGAAGACCAUCCUCAGACACAGCCAGUUCCUUGCCAUCCUGGGCUAUGUCAGACAGAGUCUUCAGAAAACAAACAGAAAACUUUCGUAUUUGUUGGGAUAAAUGUUUUGAUCCUGCAGUUUGAGACUGAAGCAUGGCAGAAAAUGUUGCUAUUUCCUGUUCCUUUUGAAUGUUGGUAGUGACCACAGACUUAGAGCUCCCAUGAUAAAUUAGCUGUUGUCAAAUGAAUUCUUCAUGUUUCCAUAUGUAUGUAAGACUUUGAUGGGGGGAAAUGUCUAUUAAAAAAAAGACCAAUAUGCCAGCAUCUGGGAAGCAGAGGCAAGUGGA